Molecule: messenger RNA, 2403 nt
Organism: Pneumocystis jirovecii RU7
Lineage: Eukaryota; Fungi; Ascomycota; Pneumocystomycetes; Pneumocystales; Pneumocystaceae
Exons: 8
Coding region: 1-2403 (800 amino acids)
Biological process (GO): nucleolar large rRNA transcription by RNA polymerase I
Cellular component (GO): RNA polymerase I core factor complex
Molecular function (GO): RNA polymerase I transcription regulatory region sequence-specific DNA binding; RNA polymerase I general transcription initiation factor binding
Source: RefSeq, a predicted model, not a curated record
AUGUCUACUUGGCCAUUAAGCACAUCAGAAACACAUAUUUGCCUUUCUUACGGAAAUCCUGGUGCAGCAUUAUAUUUACCUAAAGAUCAGAAUUCAAAAUGGAUAUUUGCCAAGAAUCAUAAAGAUAUUCCAUUGAAAGCAUUAGGUCAUAAUAUCGUAGAAUAUAAUGAAUUGCCGUUUUUUUCUGAAGAAUUUUUGAAUUUUCCAUCAAGAACUUUACAAGAAAAAUAUUUAAAAACAAAUUAUUCAGAUAUAUGGGUUCCAAGGGAUCUAUUAAGGCCAUAUAUUAAAGAAUCUGGAGAGAUUAUAUCAACAUAUAAUAUGCAUGAUGCUCUUCGUGGAAAUCUCCUUGCAGAAUGUCAAGUUUGGGAUCCGAAAAAUAGAAAUCUGUCACCAAAAAUGCUCUGCUUUGUCUCUGGAGAGAAUUCUACUGAAAUAUCACUAGCAACUAUAAAAAAUUACAAUACAACUGUUUAUUGUAAUAAUAAUACAGAAAAAAAACUGAAGAUUCCGAGAGUUUCUGAAGUUACAAAGUCCAUAUUUUCUUCAAAAACGCCUAUUAGACAAGUGUCUAAUAGUUCUAUCUACAAUGGGAAAUAUAUACUACUUAGAAACCAUACAUUCAGUGCCCUAAUUGAGUUAAUUUAUCAGCCUUUGAAACGCAUUUCUUUAAAGAAUGCUUCUAUUACUGCAGUUCCUUUAGUAAUAAUAGAAAAUUAUGAUACAGAAAAUUCUGAGCAUUCUGAUAUUAUUUUUGAUUUUUCUAAUAAAAACCAAUUAGUAGUAAUUAAUAAAAAAGGGAAUUGGAGUCUUUGGAAUAUUGAAGGGAGAUAUAGAACAAUUGAAAAAUCAUCUUCAAAUGUUUUAGAAGAUAUUGGACAAAAUGAUGGCUGGUGGAAAAUGGAUUGGGGAUCUUCUUCUAAAUCUAUAAUCGUUUCAGGACGCCGUAAAACAGGAUUAUUUGAUCUUAGAGAUCCUUCAAAACAACAUUUAUUAUAUUCUCUUUCAAACUCAGAUAAUAUUCUUGAUUUUUGGAAAACAUCACAAAAUUUAAGUGAUUUUUUUAUCCUUACUACUUCAGAAGUAUGUUGGUUGGACGAACGACAACCUGGAAAACCACUGUUAUCAUGGAAACAUUAUCGUAGUUAUGAUCCAUCAUUAAAAAUUAUUAUAGAUGAAUAUUUUGGGAAUUUUAAUUUAAUUCUUUAUUCUAAUAUAAAUCCGAUCAAAUCAUGCUAUCAGUUUUCAUUAAAAGGCAAUCUUCCUUUUUCAUCAAUUUUUCCCUAUGAACUGCAAAAUUCUCAAAACACAUCUAUAACGUCUAUUAUCUGUCCUUUAAAUGAAUCUACUAAUAAAUUCGAAAGUAAUAAUGAAUCAAAAAACGAUUCUCGAUUUGUAAAACUUUAUUCCUUAGGAUCAGAAAAAAAUAUUGUAUCACAAAUAUAUUACUACGCAGACAAUGAUACCGAGUAUACUUUUCAUGAUUAUAGAUUUUCACAAUCUAUUAUUAAAAAAAGUUAUAAAUAUAUUAAUAGCUCCUCAGAAAGUGAUGAUAAUACAAAAAAAGAAAUUGAAAAAAAAAUGUUUUAUGAUAAUGAUUUUAGGCUAAUUAAUUUUUCUAAAUUAUAUAAUGAGCUCGUUGAUGUAAAUAAUUUUAUUUUUAGAGAAAUCUUUUCAAAAAAUCAAAAUAAAGAAACAGAUAAGAUAAUAGAAAAUUAUGAAAUACUUACUUUGAGAGAUAUUUAUAUACCAUCAGAAAAAGCUAGUUUUGAUGAAAUUUUUUUAGAUUUAAAAAAUAUAUUUCAAACUUAUACAGAAAAAGGAUGGAAAAUAUAUUCUCUUAUUCCAAAAUCACAAAAGCUGUUAGGAUUUAUUGAUUUUGCUUCUGAAUCAGAUAGUUGGAAUUUCAAAAAUAUAUAUGAUACAUUAAUAAAACAUUGGUCAAAAAUAAGCAGUUCCAACAAUUCUUCCGAACAUGAUGAAAGAUAUAUUCAUGAAAUUUUUAAAAAUAUCUCAAUAGAGCUCGGUAUAUCAUCUAUAGGACUAAAACCACCCAAAUCAUUUAUGGAGUCAAAAAAUGAUUUAUUAGAUAUUUCUUUGCUUAAUAGUUCUUUUGAAAUAGACAAAAACAAUACAGAAUUAGAAAAUAUAUAUCCUCUUCUUGAUGAAUGGGAAGUUGGUGUUAACCCAGAUUUAUACAAAUUUCAAGCAAUUGAUAAAACAGUUGUUAACGACAAUAUAGCACUCUUUUAUGAACAGACUUCUUCUGCACCUCCAAGACUUACAUCAAAACCCCUAACAGUUGCAGAUAAACCACCUCAAAUGACAGAUAACAUAAAUGACCAUAAAUUUUUAUCUCAGCCAGUCAAAAAAAUCAAAAGCAAGCGUAAAGCAGGCUUUUAA